GAAACAACAAAUUGCAUUUAGCAUAUUUUAAAUACUAAAGCAUAAUAUAAACCGGAUUGAAUAUUAAUUGAAAAAUUGCACCGUAGUUGUAGGACUGUUUAGCUUACGAAUUAGACACACGCAUAUUUGGACUUCAUGUUUCUACCGGACAAAUGUGGCUGCUGCACCUCUCGGAAAUAUACAUUUCAGCAUGGCUUUGCUUUGGACCACCUGAAGUUUGUUACUGAGCGUUUUUCUCAGUAGUUGACGAAAAUAUCCGAACAAUUUAUAAAUGUCGGUGCGGCUACACGGUGAACUGACUCCGGGGAAACAUUUGUCGGUGAGACGGUGUUGAGCAUUACUUUUUUAAACGUUUUAAGGUGACUGAGUGGCGGUCCAGCGUGGCUGAGGACGGCUAACAGACUUCACAUAUUUUAACCAAAUAAUAAUUCAAAAAUAUUACAGCGAAACUGGCCAUUAUGUCGAAGGUGAAGGACAAGAAAAAAGACCUCUCUGCUAAAACACAACAAGCCACAUCUACGGAGAAGAAUAACACAGCGAAAAAGAAAAGGAAAAAGUGGAUGACUGAGAAGUUUAAAAAGAUUAAACCACAGCCACAACCCAAGAGCCAAGAAAAAGCCAAAGUGCAGCAAGUGGUUCCUCCAAAAGAUGCCCAACAGUUCUCUGCCAACUGGAAGGCUCUACAAGAGAUAUUAAAAGCCAGUCAACCCGAGAAGAAGCCGCCCGUGACACCAAAAUCCCAGAACGGCGCUCUGCAAAAAAAGGAGGCUAAAGAAAAUACUUCUAAAAAUAUUUCCAAGAACACACCGAAAGACUCUGGGAAGAAAGCAAAGCACAAAACUGCUCCUAAUAGCAUCCCCGAGGACUCUAAGGUGAACUCGGCGGGUCCAGCUGUCUCGGAGACAAAACAGUCUGCUGCUCCAAAAAGGAAAAAGGACAGUGUGAAGUCAAACAGCGAGCAAGCAGCCAAGAAGAAGAAGCUGGUGGUUGAAGAGAAGAAACCUACAGAAGAUGACCUUUGGUUUGACGAUGUAGACCCUGAUGACAUUGAGGCCACAGUGGGAGCGGAGGCAGCAGAGAUCAUGAGGAAGAGGCAGGGCAUUCAGAGGAACCCUGACACAGAGAGCGCCCUGGUCAAGGAGAAAGCCUUUGAGGGCCUCACCAGAGCCGUGGCCAUCGACUGCGAGAUGGUGGGAGUGGGUCCCGAUGGGGAGGACAGCAUCUUGGCUCGCGUGUCCCUCGUGAACCAGUUUGGGAAAUGCAUCUAUGACAAAUAUGUGAAACCCACAGAGAAGGUGACAGACUACAGGACAGCUGUCAGUGGCAUCCGACCACAGGACAUCAGAGAUGGAGAGGAGCUGCAGACUGUGCAGAGGGAGGUCGCUGAGAUCCUGCAGGGCAGAAUAGUAGUCGGACAUGCCAUACACAACGACUUGAAGAUUUUACUCUUGGGUCAUCCGAAAAAGAAAAUCAGGGACACUCAGAAGUACAAACCUUUUAAGAAGGCUGUAAAGAGUGGUCGGCCAUCACUGAAACUCCUCUGUAGAGAAAUACUCAACGUUAAGGUCCAACAGGGUGAACAUUCAUCUGUCCAAGACGCACAGGCCACCAUGAGGCUCUACACAAUGGCAAAAAAACAGUGGGAAGCAGAGAUUAAAGCCAGUCAUAACAACAAAGACUCAGCCAAGACUAGUGUGAGAAAACCAAAGUCUGCCAAGAUCAAGAACAAGGGCAUGAAUUUCAUGGGAAUAUGAAUUCAAAAGCAAUCUGCAAGAGGACAGGUCAUCUCCGGAUCACAUCCUGACUGAAAUGUUAAGAGGUUUGGAAAGAUGUCCUUAAAAAAGGUUCUUUUAACAGGUGACCCACCGGACAGGACGUGAGAGACAAGACUGUUUUCGCCAAAACGUACAAAGUCUGAGAGAGUACCGGGCUGCGACUCGCUAAGGGAUUCAAACAUCUGCGAGAUCCUUAAGCAUUUUUUAAUCACACUGAGCCAUAUUCCCAGAAAUAAUUUCCCAACAUGAUAUUCCCAGCUGUCGGCGGCAGGUGUUCACAUCAUUCAAUUUCAUCUCUCAAGUGUUCAUGAGAACUGAAAAGCAUCUGGGAUUUUUCCCAUUUCAGUGUUCUGUAAUGUCGUGUUUGUUAAGAUCUUUGCUUUCGUGAUUCCUGGUUUCCUUAAAUGUUUUAAAAAGUAUGAAUACAACAAAAUAUAUUAUUUCUAUGGAGCUAUAUUGCAAUUAUUGUUUAUAAAACUCACCAGUGAUACAGUUUUUGUUAGUGAAAUAAAUGAGAGAACCCAUUAAAGUCCAUUCUUGUUUAAAA
This is a messenger RNA of Centropristis striata (black sea bass), 2322 nucleotides long. It is a transcript of the gene rexo4, whose product is annotated as REX4 homolog, 3'-5' exonuclease. The record is from RefSeq and is a predicted model, not a curated record. Gene Ontology annotation, biological process: DNA catabolic process; rRNA processing. Bases 459 to 1754 code for a protein of 431 amino acids. Gene Ontology annotation, molecular function: 3'-5' exonuclease activity; nucleic acid binding. Lineage: Eukaryota; Metazoa; Chordata; Actinopteri; Perciformes; Serranidae. Gene Ontology annotation, cellular component: nucleus. The transcript has 8 exons.